UUCUGGAAUUGACUGACGCAUAAGCCAGUAUCAUGAAACUUUCCCGGCGAGUGAACUAUUAGAAGAGGCCUCCGUUAUGUUAUAACCGUUUGUCCUGGGGAAGUAUUGAGAUUCCCGGGAGCAAAAAUGAAAAAGAGCAAACUCCCUUUCAUCAUUUACGUGACCACGCACUCAGGUAGACAGGAAAAUUUUUUUGACUGCUGUUAUGAUGGUUACACUGAUCCACAAGAAAUCUGGGAACGAAAUUUAUUUUUUCGCGCCAGCGAUCAUCUUAAUCAGAGGAUAAACAAAUGAGGAUUCAAAAUGGUCCCUGAUAAUCGGAAGUUGUUUACAGUUACUAGGGCCCGAGUUGAAAGUAAAAUGAGCACUUUUAGUUAUCAUUAAUCUUGAAAAUGAAGCUACAAACCAGAUGUUUUGAACAGGUCGUCUUAUGAGCAUAAUGGCAGGAUCUGGUCAUGCCGAAAAUGACGUUUACUCAGAAAGACCAGCAGCCACGCGUGAUUGGUUGCAUCAUGCAAAUCAGUCACUCUCUCGACUGAAAGAUGUGAAAAAGGCAUCCUAUUGCCUGGGUGGAGGACCACGUGAGAGAGAAGUCUACUGCCAGUGUAAUUACAGGAGUAAAAGCAAAAACAGUUUCUUAAGUUUGGAAGCCGAGCCUCCACAGUUAGCACUUGACAGUCAAGAAACAGCCAGUAUGCCAGAUUUAUCCAUACCUGAAAUAGUUAAACAGUUCAAUGAACGACAGUCACAAAAGUCCAAGGAAAGGAGAAGACCACAUUCCUCUGCAAUAUAUUCAACCAAGAAUGCAACUAGGAAACAUGACAGUGAGAAACCUUCUGAACACAGCGAUAAUGCUUUCAUUACAGUGAAAGGACAAACAGUGACACCCCAGGCUCGUCCACCUCAUGGACCUCCACUAAUCACUGAUGUGAAAAAAGAUGAUCCUGUUUAUAAAGGAUUAGUUUACCUAGAUCCUCAACACGUGGAGCAACAUCAAACGUGCAGACUUGAAGGACUUCAGAGAUAUUCGGCGGCAUUUUGUGAUAACGAGGAUGCUACGAGCGCUACUCCACCUGCGCCUCGAGCCUCACCGGAACCAACUUGUCCGAGGACAAACUCACCAGACUCAAGUGAAGAAUAUCUCAGUGACGAGAAUGAUGAUAAUUAUGAUAUCAUCAAUGAAUUUUCGCAGACGAGAUCGGUGUCUUCGGCAGGUUCUCGUUCCCUAGUUUUCGCAAUUCCAACGGCGAGUAAUGAAGGUACAGGUAGCGAAGACGAGGACACUCAAAGUGACUUUAAACCUGGUAGACUUUCCACUGAUUAUGUUGCAAAGAGUGAAGUUCUCCUGGACGAGUUAAGCGAAAAAAAUCAAACGGAAGCUGCUGAAAUAUCAGGAAUGCUACUUGAUAUGGAAAGCGCUAAGGCAAAAGUCAGUGGACUUCGUAUUAGUCCACGAGACUUGGAGCUAGACUAUGGCUCGGGUGAGGAUAAAUGUGCCUCGAGCGGCGUCGUCACACCGACGGUACACUUGGCUAGCAUGCAAAUAGAUUGCCCUCCUGUUGAUGAAACAAGACCAGAAAGUGGUUUGUAUGAAACUGUCUGGGUUGAAGAGCCUGCAGAUCCUUACAUUUCAAGCACUCUUCCUUUAAGAAAUAGCCGAGUUUGCUCGGCGAGAUAUAUGAGCAAGCAUACAAACGAUUCAGGACGUAUCAGGAAACACCAAAGCGAGAGUUCUCUUGUGCUGCAAGGAAAAACCGUGGAAUUUUUCAACUCUGAAGAUUUAGCGGCGAGGAUCUGCAUGAGAGACACCAGAAGAACUUUGAAACCCAAUGAUGUCAGUGAUGAAGAGCAUGGCAAGCUUGAAAAGCCAAACGUGCAUGAACAGAAAGUAACCAGUACUUGUCUUGACCAGGUUGCAACAAAACCACCACUUCCAAAAUGGAUUACUGCAAAGAGCGGCAAAAAAUCUACCUCGAGGCAGAAACAUUCUGUUGACAAAAUAAAUGUUCAGAACCAGCCAUCAAAGUCAUCUUUGCGAAAAUCAAACUCUGAAGGAAAUAUUGAUUUGCGUCGUCUGGACACCCACUUGUCGGCUACCAGUAAUCUUUCAAAGAAAUCAGUAACGUUUAGUCGAGAUGUUUUGAAUCAAGAUGAUCAAGUUGAUAGCAGUUCACUUGCUUCGUUUGAACUUACCACUCGUGACAGCUUAGACGGCGAACAUACUUCUGAACAGACCCUGAAAAGUUGUCUUUGGUCUCCUCCUUCAGGAGUUGUUAUACAAAAUGGCUUAGAAAUGAAGGAAAUUGAGUUGGAACGCCGAGAAAUGCCCGAAACAACAGCCUUUGAUAAAGCGUCAAAAGUCAGCCAUACACAAAGAACAAAUCAAAGCACACGAGCCAAAGUUUUGGCAAAAAUGAAAGAAAUUCCAGGUGAUGAAGACCCUUGCCCGUGCAGGACAGUUACCAGACCUACUGCAGCUCUGUUAACAGUGUCGAGAAGCGGAAAGUCUGGACCCACAGAGACAUCCUCGAGAAACGAAAAGCUCCUGAAAAAUCGAUCCACUCGACCUAGUUCUGCAGUGAUUUAUCGGCCACCCUGCAGCGAGUUAACAGAACCAAAGUCACCGAGAAGAAAACCGCGUGCUAUGUCUGCGACAGUGCAGCGAAAAAGGACUGGAUCUGAGAGAGGACAAACCCGGUCCAGACCUUCAUCAGCUCACGUCGGCAAGUCGAGCUCUAAAGAUGCUCGCAGGAGCCGUGCUGCUGCCAAAGUUCUGAAAGAAGGAUAUUUAUUCAAGGAAAGACCUCCACCGCAACUUCCACCAGGUUCAAGAGAACGUCAAGUAAAGAGAGAAGAGAAAAGUAGACUGAAGGAAGAAAACAACAACAGCCUCACCCGGCGUAACUGGAAUAAGGAAGAAGAUGAAGUUGUCGCCUCAGAAGAAUGCAAUGAAGUCUUUGCGCGCCUGCAGGAGAAGGGAAUUGAUGUUUCCAUGGAUACAAUCAAGAGAGGUUUAAUGGCGCCGGCAAGAAGAGCUACUGAUUAUGAAGUACCUGCUAUUGGUUCAAGCUCUCGGCUUCUUAGCCGACCAGAAAACUGGUUAACAGAAGAACACGCCCGAGUGCAGAUCUGGGAAAAUGUGCUGAAACGUUCCAAGUGACUUGCAUGAAGUGCGAAAUGAAGAAGAAUUUGCAGACUUAUGAUAUUCCACUUACCAGUUAUGCAAGGCAAACAAGUUGGGAAAUACAAUAUAGUGUGAUGUUAAAGAAGAGAUUUAUAAACAAGCCCUGUAAGCAUAGUUUUAGAAGUAUUCUGCACGUUUGAACAAACUGAUCGGUUGAAAUCUUGUGGAUUUAACUUUAUUACUUAUUCAUGCCAGUAAAAAAAUGCCCGAGAGAAACUCAGGGUACUAGUUAAUACUCAUCAAUUGCAGACACAAAAACUCGCAUUGAAACUUGUGGAUACUUCAAUUAAUUAAAGGAAACUGUGGUAUGCUAUCAGAACAUCAGCUUUUAUGUGCACUCAAUGUUGGCGAGUUGGGUUGACUUAAACACACCUGCAGCAAAUGAAUGUAAACAAAUGGAAAUUACUUCAUGGAAACCCAAGUAAUUUGUCUAGCUGGCGGAGCAUGCACAAUCUUCAUAUACAAACGAUGUUUUCAGCCUCAUUCACGCGACAGCUUAUUUUGGGUCGGGCAGGGCGUAGGAGUGCCGUGCAAUCAAAUAUAGGCCCGAUGUUUGGCGUGUUAACACUUUGCUGCAACUCUUUUAGCGGGAUCUACAUCUUGGCAGGCGGUCUUGGUCUAGUCUAAACACAUUCCCCGGUGCAGACACUCUCAUCAAAAUGCACAAAUUGUGUUGGCCAUAUAAGGCCAUGAGACUAACUCCAAAGACUAUGGAAAAGUUUGCAGCGAUGAAUUAUGUGAAAUUCGACUAGAGUCAUCCAGGUACAAGACGCUACGAAGAACAAUCAGACUCUCCACAAUGACCAUGACUGUCCAGUCAGUGGAAAGCGAUGAAGUCUUGCUAGCCUCACUCGUGUUAUGGCCGCACAUUUUCAGCAAAGCAGCAAAAAAUAUAUAUAGAAUUCUGUGAUUAAAUAAGUUAACAGGCCUUGGGUACCGUCAAAGUGUGCAAGACCCUGAAUAUUUGUCGUGUACAUAUACGAAACAAACUGAUACAUCAUAUUUACCUUUUGUAUAGCAUGCUCGGUACAGCUGUUGAUUAUGCAGAAGAUAAUGAAACUGAAACAUUAAUAUAUUAAAAUAGUUAUGUAAAAGCGUUUUCAGCACACUUUGUAAAAUAUACCUUGUUGAGAGUCCGGUAUCAUGGCUGAAAAUGUAACGAAACGUCAUUGAAUUUCCAGUUUUGUGCUCAGAAACCAAAUAAAGCAUUCACAUGUUUCUUUGAA
Orbicella faveolata is the source of this 4410-nucleotide messenger RNA. RefSeq lists its product as uncharacterized. The record is from RefSeq and is a predicted model, not a curated record. NCBI's taxonomy places the organism in Eukaryota, Metazoa, Cnidaria, Anthozoa, Scleractinia, Merulinidae.